UCCCAAACUACUUGAAAGAGGACUAACAACACAGAAGAAACUUAAGAGACUCUGAGCUCUUACUCUUCACUGGAGCCUUGAGAUAUCAAGUCUGAGAAGGGGAAUCUGAAGAAUCUCAAGCCAAAGCGGCAAGGAUACGCAACACUCAUAGCUUGCCUUAUAAACAAGGUUUUUAUCAAGAACUGUCUUCUGACAUGAUGUCCCAGCACGCAGCCUUGAACAGCCUGUUUGGCAAUGACCCUUUCUUCAGCCAGGAGCGGCUGCUGUGGCCGCUGCAUCAUGAGUCUCUCUCCUCGCUGCAGCAAGACUUCUUCAACCGCAGAGUCACGCUGGCCAACAGCCUCCUGAGGGAGCUUCACAAUGGGCCCCACCUGCUCAAACUUAGCCCUUUGCCCUUCAUUUCCUCCUCUUUCUCCAGGCUGAGUGACGGUAAAGAGCAGCUGAAAGAAACUCCCAGCUCAGAGCUGCAAAAGGAAGCCCUGCAGGAUACAGAAAACAACAGUGACCUCCUGGUGACCCUAGAUGCACGCGGUUAUGCCCCCAGUGACAUCACAGUCAAACUGGAGGGGCGCAGCCUGGCAGUGGUGGCCAUGAAGCAGGCCGGAGCCGAGGAGACUCAGUCCUGCUCCUCCUCCUCCUCCAGCGCUUCCUUCUGCUCCUCGGCCUCCUCUCAGAUGGGAUUUGCCCAAAAGAUCGACUUGCCUCCUCACCUGGAUCUGUCCGGCCUAUCCUGCUCCCUGAUGGAUGACGGACAGCUGCGUAUCCACGCCCCUGUGGCCAAACAGCCAAUCAGUGAAGAGCAUGAGGUGCCCAUUCGGUUCAGGACAUCGUUGGAAUUUCCCAUCACCAAGGACAAGACAGAGGAGGACCACACAGACUAAUACACACAUGACCUUAAAUAAACAUGCAUAUGUUUUUAUGCUCACACACACACACGCUUCCACUAAAAGACUGUCUACAAUGAGCAACGUUUACGAUAACAAAAUGAAGAGAUUAUUUAUUUUAUAAUUGUUUGUAAUUUGUAUAAUUUGAUGAAACAAAAUAAAGUUUUUGAUUUUCAGAAAAUAA
This is a messenger RNA of Thunnus maccoyii (southern bluefin tuna), 1068 nucleotides long. RefSeq names its product heat shock protein, alpha-crystallin-related, 9 (gene hspb9). The transcript is spliced from 2 exons. The record is from RefSeq and is a predicted model, not a curated record. Lineage: Eukaryota; Metazoa; Chordata; Actinopteri; Scombriformes; Scombridae. Gene Ontology annotation, molecular function: protein folding chaperone. Gene Ontology annotation, biological process: protein refolding; response to heat. The coding region runs from base 195 to 881 and encodes 228 amino acids.